AUGAACAACGAAGAGAACUCUGUUCUUAACAAGCCUGUGUCUGAUACCGUAGUAGCCAAGGAGAUCAACACAGAAGAAAGCGGUGAGAAACAGAACCAAACAGAGACUGUGACCACUGAAACAACUGUCGAAGCUAAGGAGACUUCUCCGGUCGAACCGACCAAGGAAACAGCUCCUGUUGCUGAAACAGUGGUUGUAGCAGCCGUGGAAGAGCCUUCUUCAACUGGUGAGGUUGCAGCAGCACCUGAGAAAGUGGAGAAAGCAGAGGCUGUACCAGAAAAGGUUGAGGAAGCGGUUGCUGUACCGGAAAAGGUUGAGUUUGCGGCGGAAACGGUGAAAGCGGUUGAGGCUGAACCAGUAAAGGAGGAGAGUAAAAAAGAAGAGAAAGAAACUGUUGUCACUGUUUGA
Messenger RNA from Arabis nemorensis, 408 nucleotides. NCBI's taxonomy places the organism in Eukaryota, Viridiplantae, Streptophyta, Magnoliopsida, Brassicales, Brassicaceae. The record is from the annotation of a GenBank genome assembly.